ACUCAGAAAGAGAUAAAAACAUUGUUAGGUCGAAUUUCUGCGUUUUCUAAGGUGAAUCCUUAAAAAAUCGAUUAAUAGAUUUUGGGGGAAAUAACCAAAGGUUGGCGAUGCUUAGGGAAUUUUCGCACACAUAUAUAACCUAACAUAUUCAUUGUUCUUGAAAUAGUUGAAAUUAUGUGAAUUACAGCCCAAACUGUUGAAUUUGGGUUGAAAUGAGAACUAUUAUUAUUUAAACAGUGCCAUGCUAGUUAAACGGCGUUAAUCGCAAAUUAAAUUUUUAUCUCAUCUCUUGUGACUGUGACGACGGCUAGGCCCAAAAUGCCGGUGAAAUAUUUAACCCCCGAUUAUUCGCAAACACUGCGCUGGAACGACAUCCUCACCUCAAUGUACUUACUGCUAUACUUGAGCUUUUUGUACUACAACAACCUGAUUUUAUCAAUUGGACACUCGGACUCCCUUUACAACAUCCUAGGCCUUGCGGCUUUGGAAUUUAUCAAAUAUUCGUUUCACGUAUCUCGCACAAAAACCAGCUUUUAUAAACACCACGCCAAAGACUUUAUAAAAAACGUCCUAGUCUUGUUGUUACUCUUUGCCACAAUUUACGUCGUUGCUGUUUUGUUCGGAGCGCCUAUUCUUUCCGAUUUUGAAGAAACUUGCAUGUUUUCGUUGAUUGUUACAACCUUUACUGCGCUUCCUCUUUGCUUGUAUUUUGGGGGUGAUAACACAGUACACAUGUUCUUGUCACUCGCUUCGUAUGAUGGUAGCGAUGUCCAGAAGUUGUUUAUGCUGAAAUUGAGGUUGACUCUCUUUGGGGCCUGGCUGGGGGCCAUCGUCAUACCACUGGACUGGAACAGGCCGUGGCAGGACUGGCCCAUCCCUUGCAGCGUGGGGGCCAUGGUGGGCUACAUGGUCGCCAAUUUUGUUACCUCUCUGCUCCAACACCAGUAUUUCGCCAAGUUUAUCAGAAAGACUGGAAAAUAUAUGCUAUGAGUUGUGUUACGCUUAAAAUAAAUGUCGAUUUUCGUUAAA
Messenger RNA from Tribolium castaneum (red flour beetle), 1029 nucleotides. RefSeq names its product Phosphatidylinositol glycan anchor biosynthesis class F (gene PIG-F). The transcript is spliced from 2 exons. The coding region runs from base 319 to 990 and encodes 223 amino acids. Gene Ontology annotation, biological process: GPI anchor biosynthetic process. Gene Ontology annotation, cellular component: endoplasmic reticulum membrane. The record is from RefSeq and is a predicted model, not a curated record. NCBI's taxonomy places the organism in Eukaryota, Metazoa, Arthropoda, Insecta, Coleoptera, Tenebrionidae.